CUCACAUUUAGUACGAACCCAAUGAUCUCCUGAACUACAAACGAAUAUGUUUUUUACAUUUUUAUUUAUUAUUGGUACAUUAAUUUUAAACACGCUAUCAGAAGACAUAGUGAAACCUAAUAUAGUUUUCAUUGUUGCAGAUGAUUUGGGAUGGGACGAUGUUAGCAUUCACGGAUCUGAUCAAAUCAUGACACCAAAUAUCGACAUAAUGGGAUAUGAAGGUACAAUAUUGCAUCAAUAUUACACGGACUCACUAGGGACCGCGUCGAGGAGUGCUCUUUUCACUGGAAAAUACGCUAUUCGUCUAGGGACUCACGGUUCAUCGAUAGCGGCAACGGAAGAUGGUGGGGUACCGUUGUCCGAACGUCUCCUACCUUCUUAUUUGCAAGAUGCAGGAUACACUACACAUUUGCUCGGUAAAUGGCAACUGGGGCAUUCGAGGAAAUCUUAUUUGCCAACAAGCAGAGGGUUUGACACUUUCUAUGGCUUCGUAACCGGAUCAGUUGACUACUAUACGUAUAGCCAUGUGGAGAGUUUUAAUGGAUCUGCGUUUUUCGGGCUUGAUUUGUUCGAAAACACGCACCCAGUUGAUAAUCAAACAGGUCAUCUCACUGAUAUUAUUACAGAUCAAGCUAUUCAAAUUAUUAGAAACCAUGAUAUAAAUAAGCCGCUUUAUCUCCAUGUAUGUCAUGCUGCUCCACACGCAGGCGGUGGUUUGGUUCAUUUACAAACUCCCGAAGACACAAUAAACGCAAAUGAUCAUAUUGCUCACUCUGCUCGAAGAUUAUAUGCAGGUAUGGUUACAGGUCUAGAUAGAAGUAUUGGAAAUAUUAUAGCAGCACUAGCAGAAAGGGAAAUCCUUGAUAAUACAUUGAUUAUAUUUGUUUCGGACAACGGUGCUGCGCCCGUUGGGGCGACACAAAAUUUCGGAUCCAAUUUACCCUUGAGAGGAACGAAGGGAAGACCUUGGGAGGGCGCUAUUAGAUCAAUCGCUAUAGUAUGGCAUGCGUCAAUCACACCUCAAAUCUGGAAUGGAUUAUUCCAUGUUACAGAUUGGUUGCCUACUUUAGUUGCUGCAGCCGGAGGUAAAGCUCCAACUGGAAUCGAUGGUGUGAACCAAUGGAAUGCUCUUACAAAAGACGAGGAUUCGAGUAGAAAGCGUUUACUAUUAACAGUUGACGAUUUGAACGGUUGGGCUGCGUACAGAGAUGGAGAUUUCAAAAUAAUAAUCGGAGAUGUUGAUAAGGAAACCAGUGUUUAUUUAGGAAAUGAAUUCAAAGAAUUGCGGCUGCCAGUACAUUUAUACGAGAGCACGCUACUUAGUUCAGAAGCUGCUCAUGUUUUUAAAGAGAUUUUAGAUUUAUAUUUGGACUUAGAUGAAAUAUUUCAUAAAAGAGAUAAGCUGAGUUUACGUUCGAAACAUAAUAUUUCACAAGAAUUUAAUUUUUGCGUACCAACAAGAGAAUCAGGGUGUUUGUUUAACAUCACAGCAGAUCCUUUAGAAACCACGAAUUUAUGGUCUUCAUUGCCUGAUGUUGUGAGACGUAUGGUUUUGCGACUACGUUAUUACUGGGCACAAAUAAACCCUAGAUGUUUAGUGAAAAUCGAUAAAAAAUCUGAUCCCUCCCUUCGUGAUUUUGUAUGGUCACCAUGGCUAGAAGAUAAUGAACAAGUAGCAAAACCAAUCAGAGAUAGGCCACGAUUUCCUCUCAAAGUUUUAGUUGGGGAAUUGCAAUAUUUAAUUGAUUCAAAAUUCAACAAUUUUAGUGAAACAAUGAGUGCCUAUGUUAAAUCCAUGGCUGAUUCGUUUUUAGAGAAUGUUAGUGAAUUGUUUUCGUUUUAAUUAAAAUGUAAUUUAAAAAUUAA
Bombyx mandarina (wild silkworm) is the source of this 1866-nucleotide messenger RNA. Its product is annotated as arylsulfatase B. Lineage: Eukaryota; Metazoa; Arthropoda; Insecta; Lepidoptera; Bombycidae. Gene Ontology annotation, molecular function: sulfuric ester hydrolase activity. The record is from RefSeq and is a predicted model, not a curated record.